UGUAACUCGGCCGGUCGGUCGCUCACUCAGUCACUCACUCUCGGUGCCACGUUCCAACCAGAAUACCUUUUACCCACUGAUUUGCCUACUCGAUCGUCUCUACGGGGGCCCAGAUCUCGUUCGCCCGCUUCCGUGAUUUCCCUUUUUCUCUCUCUCCCUCCGGAACUCAUAUCCCCUUCUCUGUGCAGUCGACCACGCACACACACAAAUGCUAUUACUUGCUAGCCUAUUUUUUUCUCAUUAGCCCAGCUUCCUUCCCUUUCGAUUGCUUACCUCCUCUCCCUCUUGCUCUUGCCAUCUCUAUGGCCUGCCUGGUACCUGACCUUACCUUACCCUCUUUUCUCACCAGAAGUAGUCAUUGAGGUACUCUACACCUGAACCGACGACGACGUUAGCUCGCUUUUUUCACUCAACUUCCUUCCCACAUCCCCCUUCCACUUUUUCCCUCUCCCCCUUCCCAUCCUAUCCGGAGACCGGGGACCUAAUUUGAACAAGUCCGUCCAUCAAUUCUAGGCCGUCGCUUCCGUUCAGUCUCGGUCGGCUUGUUUCUCGCCAACCCAUCGCAACUCUGCAACUCAGUUUCUCUCUCUCCCAGUCUCCCUACCGUCAGACGCGACUCAAAGGGAAAUCAACUUCUGGUCCACCCACCACUUGUUCCAUCAUCCACUUGACUUUGGUGUUAACUCUUACCGUCUACCCAACUCGCCUCGCCGUUUGUUGGUUUCUUCGCAGCCUCCCGCUGUUCACGCAGAAUUCCAACUGAUCCAUCUGCUGCUUACCUGCCUGCCUGCUCGAUCAACAAAGACCAGGGCUCAGUGUCAUAUUCGUCACGCCACCCUAGGGAGAUAACCGACAAGUUUCGAGCGAAAAAAGGCGGAACUCGGCCACCGCACUCAACUUCACUCACAGCCAAGGCAUCCUUUUUUAACCCUCCUUCUCACACCCUUGAGGGCCCGACCGUCUGCAACUUUGUCAAAUCUUCUUACCCAUCCACAGACACACUCGGCUUUUUACUUUCUCUCUUCUCUUUGCACAAUCCCAUCAAAUUGUCAAUCGGUCUACCUGGACUCCAACAAGACAGUCUGGUAAGAGUGUAACAGAGAGAAGAAGAGGUCCAAGUGUCGUUUCUCUCUCACGCAUUUCUGCAGCCAACUCUUGCCGCUCUUCAUUUCCCCUUCUCCCAGCCCAUACCAGCCCAGUCUUUGUCCAGGCUAUCAUCCCGCCUUGUCUCACAAAUAAACCUGUCGGGUGGUCGGCAGUCUUGCACCCCAUCCAUACAAGCAGACACGUACUCCCAGCUAAGUGAGCCUGCUUUACUCUGCUUGGUUUCCGUCAACUUUCAAACUUCAUCUCAUCACCCCUUUAUCCACGAAGAGAGGUUUCAUCAACAACGACAUCGUCCCCUCACUCCUUCCCAUCUUGCCGCACAGAGCAGUUGUCAACAAGACGAAGCCCAAGAUGAAGACUCAACGGGCGGCGACAAAAGCCGUCACGGUCAAGAAGCGCAAUAACAACAAACACAAGAACGCCGCGUACAAGGUGGACAAGUUUGAGGUACCCGAGAACCCAACUCUUGAGGACAUCAAGCACGCCGUCGGUCUUCAGGAACUGGAAGAACGCGUCAGAGACGCCAAAGAAUCUGCAUGGGAAACCGACUCUCUCCUGGAGGAUGCCAUCGCUGAGAUGGGCGAUGCAAAACUUUCCUCAGAUGAUCCGGACAGCUGCACGCCUGACGAGGCCAUGGGCCUGCGCCACCAAUUAAGAGCGCUUGGUCCCGCAGAAUUCUGUAGAAGAACCGUGGACGCCGGACGCUACACGGCCAAGAAGCUACUGUCGGCCUUUGGCCUCAAGCCUCCCGCCUUCCUCGAGGGUGCCGAAGAUGAGGCCUACUUCAGUCUCUUGUCGCUGGCCAUCAGCCGAGAGCUAUCUAAACGCGCAAAGCUGUUUCGCUUCAACACGGUGGACGACGCCGUGGACCUGCUACAGCGGAGCAAGAACAUCAUCGUUCUCACUGGUGCGGGCAUCUCUACCUCGCUCGGCAUUCCCGAUUUCCGCUCAAAGGGUGGUCUCUAUUCUCAACUUGAGCAUCUGGGACUCAACGACCCGCAGGAGGUGUUUGACAUUUCCGUCUUUAAGCAUGACCCGACCAUCUUCUACACCGUUGCCAAGGACAUUCUGCCGUCGACCAACCGUUUUACACCGACUCAUGCCUUCAUCUCCAUGCUUGAGAAGAAGGGCAAGCUGCUCACCAACUACACACAGAACAUUGACAACCUUGAGGCCAAGGCCGGCAUCUCUCAGGACAAGCUCAUCCAGUGCCACGGUUCUUUCGCAACCGCGACUUGUGUUCAGUGCCGCUUCAAGUGCGACGGCGAAGAGAUCUUCGACGACGUUAAAGCUGGCAAGAUCCCGCGUUGCCCCCGCUGCAUCCAGAACCUUCGUCCCAAUGGCAGCAGUAAGCGCAAGCGCUCGGCGGGCACCGAGAGAAAGCGCCGCAGGUUCAGCUCCGACGACUCGACGUCAGACGGCGAGUACGACAUCCCCAGCGUGGGCGUUAUGAAGCCCGACAUCACCUUCUUCGGCGAGGCGCUGCCUGAUGAGUUCAGCAGGCGUCUAACAGAGCACGACCGCGACAAGGUGGACCUCGUCAUCGUUAUCGGUACGAGUCUGAAGGUGACGCCGGUGUCUGAGAUAGUAUCCUGGCUACCGGCCAACAUCCCCCAGAUCUACAUCUCGCGCCAGGCCGUCAACCACAUCAACUUUGAUAUUGACCUGCUGGGCGACUGCGACGUCGUCGUCUCGGAGCUGUGCCGCCGCGCCGGUUGGCCGCUCGAGCACGAGAUGGUGCCCCAGGACCAGGUCGUCAAGGUGAACCCAGACGGCGGGUGCGUGAGCAGACACGUCUUUGAGGUCGCCAACCCCAAGCAGCCGCCGCCGCCUAUGCACCAAAUCUCCAAGCCCGAGACUGAGUCCGAGACGGCGGAACCGACCAAGGGACCCAGAAAGCCUCGAAGGUCGAGAGACGCUGUCUGAGACUGGAACUUCUUCUCGCAAGUUGUCAACCACCUCACCCUCGCUCUUUUGCUCGCUUUUCUUCUUUCUGUCCGCUCAUUGUCUCUACCUACAGAUACCCCCUCGUGCCCUUCUCGCUUUCUCAGACAAUUGUAUUUGAGAGCGCUUCACGCGGCACCCGUCAAUGGUUUAGAAGGGGGAAUAAUGUCCAUACACGGUACCUGAUUCGACGAAACGAUACAAAGCCCCCAAAACACAAGACGGAACGGCACUAUUGCCGGUAGCAGCAAUGCAAGCGUCAACGAAACAGCCUGGUACCACAACCUACACUCACUGCCCCCGGUCAAGUCUCGGGGCUUUGUGGCUGCGGGCCAUCGCCACGUCGCCCGCUUCUCGGUUUUGGCCAGACACAGCGCGUCAGGCAUAAAUGGUUUUUUUCCUCUUACUCCACAGCACAACACAGGGCAGCACCGCACCACUUCGGUCAGCGAAUCCGUAGUUGCGCUCUGCACAAGCCCUCUCACCCUAACUAAUCUCGACCUUCUGGAGUCUCUUCAUACGGCAGCCAAAACGGUCAUCGCGUUGUUCCCUUUACGGAGGGAUACACCAACUCAUAACCUCAACCCUCAAAACGAGGUUUUUUCUUUUUCUUUCCUGAUACCACAGAUUGCGAUGUUUUGAGCCUUUUUUUUUUCACUUUCACUUUGCUUUGUUAUUUUGUCGGCUUUUAAUUCGAAAACGGAGGUGGAACAGGGCUGACGGAGGAAAGGAAGAACGUGGCGGAAACGGCGUUUGAGGCUCUCGCGAAAGGAAAACUUAUGCACGGGUCUGGUUUGCCUUGUGUCUUUUAUUUGUUUUGUUUUGUCAGAAUACCUAGAGAGAGAGGGGGCCCUAGAGAGGCCUUUUUUCCCUUUUGUUUUACACGCGCACCCGCGCAAAUGUCCGAUUUUCUCUAGAGACAGAAAUUCAGACAGAAAGAUUCCGUUUUUUGAUAGUUGAUCAAUGGAUUGCAAUCAUCAAG
Messenger RNA from Colletotrichum scovillei, 4033 nucleotides. Its product is annotated as Sir2 family protein. The coding region runs from base 1459 to 3033 and encodes 524 amino acids. Lineage: Eukaryota; Fungi; Ascomycota; Sordariomycetes; Glomerellales; Glomerellaceae. Gene Ontology annotation, molecular function: NAD+ binding. The transcript is spliced from 2 exons. The record is from RefSeq and is a predicted model, not a curated record.